AUGCCUACCAAUAUUCGUCGCGCUCGGGAUUCGCCUACAUGGCCGAUUUAUCCCUCUCCGAAGAAAAAGGAUGCGGUCCCCAUGCCACCGAAUGCUCCGCGAAUUGGCAGGCCAAUACGACUUCCGACAGAAGAGUUGGCGAUCUCUGAUCCUCCGAUUGCCCUUCCAUUACACGUCCCACCCACCUCUCACAUAUCCUACGAUGUCAGAUGUCCGCCUUCGACAAUACGAGUCUCACCAUCGACGCAAAACACACGGGCUGGCCCAGCAUACCGUUUCUCCGACCUCAACAUUCCAUUUUGUCCUUCAUCCCGGCCAAUAAAGCGCCCGCAUUCCAUCCGCUUGAUUAGUAAAGACUUUCCAUGGGCGAUCGAAGUAUGCAGUAUUGGCGCAAUCACUUGUCAAGAAAUCCUCAUCGCGCUAUACGACUCCCUCCAAACUCCGUUGACGGACACAGACUGGGGUUUUGCCUCUGAAGAGCUCCGCGGGCGGAUCUUCAGGGCUUGGGAACGACGACAUACUCCAACGCCAGAUGGAGGGCCACUCCGGCGCGUAGAUGUCCUGGGCACUCGAUGCCGAUUGCAGGGAUUUUGUCGCGAUGAGGAGUUUGCAACAAAACGGAGCUUGCCUGGUCAGGAAUCGAGAGGCGAACUUGUCGACACAUGGAUUGUGAAGUUUAUGAAGCCACUUCUGGCUCGAGACGACGAGCCUCUUGCUGAAGACGACGACUUGUUUGGAGAUGACCUGAUCGAUUACGAGCCAGAAUACGAAGGAGAACAAGGGUUUGGGCAGGCAUUUGAACACCCUCAGCAUAUUAUUGACACACCCAGCCGUCUUCCAUCCGAAAGCUUUUCGUCCCAUCUCCCUUCCGUGUUCCCUGACACAGUCGGCGCAACACCAGCCUUCACUUUCACAUUCCUUCCUCCUGGAGUGACAAGGGCGGCCGACGCUGCAAUGUUGAUGCCUAGACCGGUAGGAACGAGAGGAGGACUCCGCCCAGGCCCGCGACGCCGGGUUGUUCUGUCCGACUCUCCACAAGCCGACGACCAGUCGAAGGAACCGACUGACAUUGCUAACACGUCCACUGUUGUGAAUGGAACAGAAAAUAGACCGCCGAGGCCGAGGCCGAGGGGAGAGUGGGACGAAUGGGCUCCGGUGAAACGUCGGAGAGGCAAGAGAGGCGUAUCGACUGAGAUUGACCUGACGGCACCAAUGCCGCCAAACCCAAAGUCCAUUCGUGGUUUGAAGGUGACGAAAUUUGUUGACCCGAAAAGGCCAUCUGACGAAUCGUCUGUGCAGCCAUUCAAAUGUUGGGACUGCUCUCGCGAAUUGGUCAAGAUUGGGAAUCACUUCGAUCGGCCGAGAGCGAUCAAGUGCAGCAACCGGGCGCUCCUUGUGAAGUUGGAGGACGGGAGCUGGAGUAAGGGAAUUCUGUUGAGCGCGUGGGUGGCAGCGGGGCGCGACAUCGCGUAA
Molecule: messenger RNA, 1473 nt
Organism: Mycena indigotica
Lineage: Eukaryota; Fungi; Basidiomycota; Agaricomycetes; Agaricales; Mycenaceae
Exons: 7
Coding region: 1-1473 (490 amino acids)
Source: RefSeq, a predicted model, not a curated record